ACUUCUCCAUAGACUCAACGCUUAAAACUACAAACGCUUUGAAACAAACAGUUGAAAAAGAAAUCGCUUUUCAAAUACGAAACCUCUUUAUUAUUGCCAUUCAAUCAGUCAUAUCAUGUCCUAAACCUCACCACACAUUCACCACCUCUUUGGCCAACACUUGCCGUCGCUCUCAACACAUCCGACAACACUAUAGUCACACAAAACACUACUGACAACACAUCUCAAGACAAGAGACAAUGGACGGUUGGGAUCAGCCCUCCAACAACUCGUUUGGCUCUCACAACAACUCCAACGCCAAUCACAGCUAUAAUAACCACAACAAUAGCUCUGCGCCGAAGAAUGCGCUGCAAGUGGUGGCACAGCUCGAGAUCCAGAAGUUGCCGGCGGAGAUCAACUGCAAUGAGAUCCGCGCCACGUUUGGCCGAUACGGACGAGUUUCGCGCAUUAUUCUCGACCACAGAUUCGGCGACGAAAACAAGACGACCUGUUAUUUGGAUUACGAAAGCGAAUUGAGUUGCGAUCACGCGAUCCGAAUCGAAAACGGGAAGAAAAUCGGCGGAAGGAAUGUCAUCGUCCAGAAGAAGACCAAUAACGAGGUCUCCAACAAUGGCUCAGACAGAGGCAAUAAGAGGCAGCGGACCGACAAUUUUGGAUCAAAUAACGACGAUUGGGGCGCUUCUUCUGCUUCGCCGUCGACUAAUACGGCGACCGAUUCGUGGGGCACUUCCACUUCAAAUGGCGGUUGGGGUGACUCGUCGAGCAGUCGCGGCGGUGGCGGUCGUGGACGAGGCCGUGGAGGAGGCGGUGGCGGUUCCUGUCAUCGGUGCGGAGAAGAGGGCCACUACUCCAGAGAGUGUCCCAAUUCGAGCGGAAGUCGUGGCGGCGGUAGAGGUGGUGGUGGCGGCAGAGGUAGGGGUUGUUUCCACUGCCAAGAAGAGGGCCACUUCUCGCGCGAGUGCCCCAAAAAGGACGACUCAUCGUUUGGUGGCGGCGGUCGCGGACGCGGAGGAGGCAGAGGUCGCGGUCGAGGAGGUGGCGGCUACGGCGGUGGGGGCUCGUCGUGGGGCGACGACAAGGGCUCUUCUGGCGGCGGUUCUGGCGAUUGGGGCGGCGAUUGGGGCACUACUGACAGUAAGCCUGCGUCGAGCAACGAUUGGGGCACAACUGAUGCUAAACCGGCCGCUGCUGACGACUGGGGGACGCCGACCACCACUUCGUCCGCUCCGGCAAAGACUGCAGCCACUGAUGGCGACGAUUGGGGCUCUUCUUCGGACACGAAACCCGCCGCCAAGACUGAAGAGAUUGAUUGGGGAAACAUUCUCGGCUCAAACAGCGCUUCAAAGCCGGCCGACACUCCGGCCAAAGUGGAGGACAGCGGAUGGGACUGAAUAUGCUUUGCAUUCGACGACUAAUUAUUAUUUGAAUCAAUGAAAAGAAUAUCUAAUUUGACAAUAAUAUGAAUGUAUAUAACUCUCCCAUAAUAUGAGAGUCUCAUCGAUGGGCGACUGAAGUCUAAUCUAAUCGUCGAUUUCUCGUCAAUUAUCGUUCAUUAAUCUCUUUUUCCCCUUACUUUAUAACACUUCCUAUCAUUUCAUUACAUUAUUUUCCCCCCAAAUCACUCCCUCUCUAUGUUAUACCAAAACCUAUUCCCACAACAAAAGCGAUUCAUUUUUUUUGUUGGUAUUAUUAAAACUAAUUAAUUUCGUUACCCUUUUUUGUAUUUUAUAGGAAUAACAUAUAAGUUAAGCCAAAACCAAAAUAUUAUAAUUCUCUUUAGUGAUAAGAUUGCGAUAAUUAUGGGAUUUUAAUUGUAAUUGUGGUUUAAAAAUCAUUUCUAACUAAAUAUUCUGACUUUCCUAUAAUGACAUUUAAUUCGUAUAAAUUAUAAAUUGUUAUCCAUUUUUAAUUUCCAUUUAUAACAACCCAUCGAAUCUCUUGAUGUCUUUGAAUUGAGGUUUUCAUGUGAAUGAAUGAAAUAUUUAUAUGAAAACGUAUUCCCCAUUGCUUUUCAAUGAUAAUGAACUCGAAGUUCAGAUAACUAUGUUUUUUGUCUUUAUU
Medioppia subpectinata is the source of this 2061-nucleotide messenger RNA. The record is from the annotation of a GenBank genome assembly. NCBI's taxonomy places the organism in Eukaryota, Metazoa, Arthropoda, Arachnida, Sarcoptiformes, Oppiidae.